AUGACCCAGGAGCGACUGUGGCAGGUCCUAGACCCAUCAUGGGCAGACCCUCGCAUCCUCUCAGCCUUGCUCUGCGGUUCAGCUGCAGCCAUUGUGCUGCUGAAACGGCUGGGGCACAGGAGGAUCCAGCAGAAGAUGGAAGAGGCAAGGAGAGCACGGCAUCUGGCCCUGGAACAAAUGGAGAAGGCAGCUCGCAGGUUUAAACAAGAGAACCCAGGCACCCAGACGGCACACAUCCUCUCGCUGCCCAUGGUGGAGCUGGCGGAGAAGCUGAAGGAGGGGUCCCUGUCCCCAGAGAGCGUCCUCUACUCCUACAUGGGCAAAGCUUUGGAGGUGACUCGGGAGGUGAACUGUGUGAUAGACUUCAUUCAUGGCUGUGAGGAUCAGCUCCAGAAAGUGAAGAAGCAGAAGGAGAAGGGGCUGCUCUAUGGCAUUCCCGUCAGCAUCAAGGACCACAUUAACUGCAAGGGCCAUGUCUCCUCUGCUGGGCUGGUGAAGCUUCUGGGCCAAGUGAAGGAAGAAGACAGCGUCAUCGUCCAGGUUCUAAAGAGCCAGGGGGCAAUCCCCUUCGUGAAAACCAACAUCCCUCAGACAAUGAUAAACUAUGACUGCAGCAAUCUGAUUUUCGGCCAGACCCUGAACCCCCUCAACCACCAGAAGACCCCCGGAGGCUCCUCAGGAGGGGAGGGAGCUCUGAUCGCAGGGGGAGGCUCCAUCCUGGGCAUCGGCUCAGAUGUGGCGGGCAGCAUCCGCCUGCCGUCCAGCUUCUGCGGGCUGUGUGGGCUCAAACCCACAGGCAACAGGAUCAGCAAACUGGGUGUGGUUUCUCCUAUCACAGGAAUGUACUCAGUGACAGGGACGCUGGGGCCGAUGGCGAGAGAUGUGGACAGCCUGGCCCUCUGCAUGAAGGCACUGCUCUGUGAUGAGAUGUUCCGGCUGGAUCCCACCUUGCCCCCCAUCCCCUUUGAUGAGGAGGUUUAUACCAGUUCAAAGCCACUUCGGAUUGGGUAUUAUGAAGGAGAUGGCUACUUCCAGCCCUCACCCAGCAUGAAACGGGCCAUCCAGGAGACCAGAAAGCUCCUCCAGGAAGCAGGGCAUACGCUUGUUCCCUUUGCACCGCCCAAGAUUGACUACGUGGUAGACGAGCUGUUCACCAGAGGGAUUUUCUCGGAUGGUGCUGCUCACCUGGUGGACUGCUUCAAAGGAGACAUCGUGGAUCCCAACCUCAAAUCCCAGUUCAAUACGUACAGGCUUCCUGCUCUGGUGAAAAGGAUCUUGGCUAUCAUUUUGAAACCCAUAUAUCCACGAAUCGCUCGAGAUCUCAGCGCUCUCUGUGGAGUGGGGUCUGCUAAAAACCUCUGGGAUCAGCAUGCAGCAGUAGCGGUUUACCGUACCGAAUUCAUUGCUAAAUGGAGAAAGCAAAGACUGGAUGUGAUUCUCUGUCCUGCACUGGGUCCAGCCUUUAACCAUGGCUAUGCUGGGAAGCUGUUUGCUGCAACCUCCUAUACCAACUUAUACAAUGUCUUAAACUUCCCUGCUGGAGUGGUGCCAGUCAGCACAGUCACAAGAGCUGAUGAAGAAGAACUGAAGCAUUACCGAGGGCACUAUGGGGACCCUUGGGAUAAGAGGCUAAAAGAGGCUGUGGAAGGAGCUGUGGGGCUGCCUGUGGCUGUCCAAUGUGUGGCUUUGCCGUGGCAGGAGGAGCUGUGCCUGCGGUUCAUGAAGGAGGUAGAAACACUUUCCCGUGGCACAAGGAGAAAUGUGUGAUUUAUCAGAAUCUGCCUUC
Cygnus atratus (black swan) is the source of this 1786-nucleotide messenger RNA. Its product is annotated as vitamin D3 hydroxylase-associated protein. The transcript is spliced from 15 exons. Gene Ontology annotation, molecular function: fatty acid amide hydrolase activity; amidase activity. Gene Ontology annotation, biological process: fatty acid catabolic process. The record is from RefSeq and is a predicted model, not a curated record. NCBI's taxonomy places the organism in Eukaryota, Metazoa, Chordata, Aves, Anseriformes, Anatidae. The coding region runs from base 1 to 1767 and encodes 588 amino acids.